AUGGUGUUAGAGGGAGGCUUGCCGGCCCCGCUGCAGCUGUAUGCGGCGGCGGCUGCCGGCCUGGCCCCAAGGCCGACGUGGCCCCCGUUCUUACCGUUUUUUGGUGUGCCACCGCCGUUCUUGGCGCGACCAAGACUCCCCCAUCCGUUACCGACGCGGGCCCCUCAUGGACCCCCCAGCGAAGACUCUAAUGAAGACGGUGGAAGCAGUAAAGGUGGCCUUGGUGAUGAUGAUGGAGACAGUGGAAAGCGAAGACGUUCACGAACAAAUUUCAAUUCAUGGCAGCUAGAAGAGCUAGAAAGAGCGUUCUUAGCGUCACAUUACCCAGACGUAUUUAUGCGGGAGGCACUUGCAAUGAGACUGGAUCUUAAAGAGAGCAGAGUUGCGGUAUGGUUCCAAAAUCGUCGUGCAAAGUGGCGUAAAAAAGAACAUACAAAGAAGGGCCCUGGCCGGCCAGCUCACAACGCUCACCCACAGUCCUGCUCCGGCGAGCCCAUCCCUCCGCACGAGCUGAGAGCACGCGAGAGGGCGAGAAGAAGAAAGAAGUUGGCAAAAGCAUUAGAAAGACAAGCAAGAAAGCUGCGUGCGAAAGGCAUUGCAGUGGACCUGGAAGCUCUGAAAGCUGAGUACUUAGCACAGCAUAGGAAUAGUGGACUAUACUCCGAUUCUGAUGGAGAAAUAGAUGGAGAAGAAUGUAUGAUAGAUGUGGUCGGCGGAGACUCUUGCCACGAUUCUGGACCUGAAGAUUUUUCACUGUCAGGAAGGCUGCGUGCACCUUCUGGAACAGAUGCAAUAAAUAAUUCUGAUAGUUCCACGUCAGAUGGUCACUCUGCUAGAAACUUUAGUCCACUCCCCGAUCCUCAGUCGUCUUUUUUCAAGCAGUUCAGCACAGCAGCGGGGAGCUUUGACAAAUUCGACUUCGACUCAGGAAGGGCAGUCUCUUUAGACCUAAGCGGCAGUUCAAACACCGAACAGGACCUAUCCAAAAACGGGGGAACAAGAAAACAUAACCCAUUCAGUAUAGAAUCACUCCUUAACACG
Brenthis ino (lesser marbled fritillary) is the source of this 1041-nucleotide messenger RNA. The record is from the annotation of a GenBank genome assembly. NCBI's taxonomy places the organism in Eukaryota, Metazoa, Arthropoda, Insecta, Lepidoptera, Nymphalidae.